CUGUCCUCAUCGGUUCCCAUAUACACGCCAGCAUGAGCAGCAAAGGAGUGAAACGUGCAUCCCCCGGCGCAAUGGAGGCUAAGAACCCGCUUGCGGACGUCGAGCUCACCGAUGAAGAUGCCAUCAAGCUGCAGGGCAUCCAGAAAGACAUCGCGCGCGCCGAUUUGAUUGUCGAGAGGUUGGCUCAGCAGAAGAUGAAGCCCGUAUACGAGAAACGCCGCGCGAUUGCGAAAGGCAUCAAGAAGUUUUGGCCCGUUGCGCUCAUGAACCACCCCAUCCUAGCAAUGCAUGCGCAGCACAAUGCCGACCAGGUCGCGUUGAGCUAUCUUGAGGAUCUGUGGCUGGUGCGGGAUGAAACGGAGAGCCGGACGUUCACUUUGGAAUUCUAUUUCAAGGAGAAUCCGUAUUUCUCCAACUCUGUGCUACGAAAGGAAUUCCGCUACGUGCCGCCCCCCAAUGCCGGGAAAGAAACGCCAGACGCAGACGGCAUCACGCCCACAAUGUUGGACUUCUCAUGGGACCGUGAUGUGCAGCCACAGGCGUGCAAGGUUGAGUGGAAAGACGAGGCCAGGAAUUUGACGAAGCUCCACCCCCGUGUUCUUGACGACGAUGGUGACGACAUCCCCGCUGAGGGCGGCAGUUUCUUCAAUUUCUUCGAAAUGGGCUCUGAUCCGUUUGAGGUCGGCGUCAUCAUUGCCAAUGACAUUUUCCCCGAGGCUGUUGACUACUUCCUGGGCCAGGCGGGCCACGAUGACAUCGACGAGGAUGAGGAUGAAGAUUCUGAGGAUGACGAGAACGAGGAGGAGAUUGACCUGGAGAAGCCGCGCCCGAAGAAGCAGAAGCAGGCGUAAGGCAGGGUUGCUCGCUACCAGACGCGUGCCCCAGUCGCCGGCGGUGAUGCGAGGAUGGGACCGGACAUGCGGUCUGGUGAGGGGUAGCGCACCCUAAAAACGCCGGAAAUGACGCGGAGCGUUGCAUGGCAGCGAGCGCUAUUCGCGGCAAACAGUGUACGGCAGGCUAUCGAUGGCUAUAAAUACACCUCGGCUCUGUUUUGG
Molecule: messenger RNA, 1055 nt
Organism: Postia placenta MAD-698-R-SB12
Lineage: Eukaryota; Fungi; Basidiomycota; Agaricomycetes; Polyporales; Adustoporiaceae
Exons: 5
Coding region: 33-851 (272 amino acids)
Biological process (GO): nucleosome assembly
Cellular component (GO): nucleus; chromatin
Molecular function (GO): histone binding; chromatin binding
Source: RefSeq, a predicted model, not a curated record